AUGCCUGCUGAUUCUCGCAGUGUCGUUAUGACUCCAAAUGAGUUCGAUAUGCCUUACCAAGACAUAACACUGCAAUCAGGUGCUUAUAAGAUAAAAGCCUAUCUGAUAACACACCCCUCAUCACAAACAUCACGUUCACGACCAACUGUGAUAAUCUUCCAUGCCAACGCGGGUAAUAUGGGCCAUCGCCUUCCACUCGCCCAAGUCUUCUACAAAAAUUUAAACACAAAUGUUUUGAUGGUUAGCUACAGAGGUUAUGGAAAGAGUGAAGGUGUGCCUUCUGAAGCUGGUAUACGUAUUGAUGCCAGAGCUGCUCUCAAAUUCAUCCAGCAACAUCCAUUAACGUCAUCAACCAACGUAAUUCUCUAUGGACAGUCAAUUGGUGGAGCUGUGUGCAUAGAUUUGGCUAAAGAUUAUCCAGAUUCUAUUCACGCGCUGAUUUUAGAAAACACUUUUACUAGUAUACCCCAACUCAUUCCCUCUAUCAUUCCCCUCCUCACCCCUUUCACUUUCUUAUGCACUGAAAAAUGGAAUAGCGGCGAAUCUAUAAAGAAAAUUGGAAAAAGUGUACAUACACUCUUCCUUUCAGGUAGACAGGACGAAAUUGUACCAGUGUCUCAUAUGGAGUCUCUCUAUCGUACAGUCAAGGAGGAUAGAGAUGAGAAACUGUCGUCAAUCUGCACGUGGAAAUCAUUUCCCCAUGGUACGCACAACGACACCUGCAUCAGUCCCGAUUAUUGGAAUAGUGUGGCUGAUUUCCUCAACCAAAUAAGCCAAACAAACCAACAGAAAGAGCCUUUAGAAUGGAGUUAUGAGGAGAUUAACAAACAUCAUCUGAUGUAA
Wallemia ichthyophaga EXF-994 is the source of this 843-nucleotide messenger RNA. RefSeq names its product Protein bem46. The coding region runs from base 1 to 843 and encodes 280 amino acids. Gene Ontology annotation, molecular function: palmitoyl-(protein) hydrolase activity. NCBI's taxonomy places the organism in Eukaryota, Fungi, Basidiomycota, Wallemiomycetes, Wallemiales, Wallemiaceae. The record is from RefSeq and is a predicted model, not a curated record. Gene Ontology annotation, cellular component: membrane. The transcript has 3 exons.